UGGUCAUCCUCUAUAAGUAUUUUUAUUACAUAGGGAUGCAUUUUCAAGAAAACCUUUGAAAUAUUCUUGAAAACUUGCUAAUUGAGAUGUUUCCUUCACAGUCACAAGACGAUCCGAUCUUUGAGGACCCUUCAAUAAUCCUAGAAGAUAUAGUAAACCUAGAAGAAUAUCUGAUUGCAGAUCAUCAAGAUUCUUCAGUGCUGACCAGAAACCGUAGUUGUGCUAAUCCUAAAGAUACAAAAAAGCGGCAAAUAAAACCAUCUUCAGAUGAUGAAGAAAACAAGGAAGGGGUUAGUGCUGAAAACAAGGGCAAGAAAGUUCCGCAUAGAGAAUUUGAGAGGCAAAGAAGGAAACAAAUGGCAAAGCUUUAUGCUUCGCUUCGAUCCCUUCUUCCUCUUGAAUAUAUCAAGGGGAAGCGUGCUGUAUGUGAUCACAUGAACGAAGCUUUGAAUUACAUAAAAGACAUGCGGAAGAAUAUUCAAGAACUGAGCUUGUGUAGAGACAAGCUAAAAAAAUUGUAUACUUCAGGCUCAAACAGUAAUUUAAUGCCUAAUAGUGUGACAGUGAGUCCUUGCCAAGAUGGUGUCGAGGUUUUGAUAAGAACUAGCUCAAUAGAGGGAGGGUUUCCUCUGUCAAGAGUUCUUGGGGAAUUGAUUAGGACAAAUCUCAAUGUUGUAAGCUGUGUUUCUACAAAAACAAAUGAUCAAAGGUUCCUCCACAGAAUUCAGUUUGAGGCCAAAGCCACGGUACUAAUGUGCAUCGAUCUAUCAGCAUUGCGUGAGAGACUGUUUAAUGUGAUUAAUAUGGAGAAUUAAUUUUUUCAAUUAUCAUCUGUUGCAUCAAUCAUCAAAGGGGUAAACUUGGUAGGGCAUGUUCUGAGCUUGAAGUUACCUAACAAUAAGCAUAUCUACAUCUUGCCUUCAACAUUUGUUUUCUUUUAAGAAGUGUGUUACAAAAGGUAAAGAGCACUGGUUUUAUCCCAGAAUUCCAUUAAAGAUGCUCAAUAGUUUGUUCAUAUUGGAUUUUUGUUUCUUGUAGUCACUUUAUUGUAACUAUAUAAUCGAAGAAUUUUAGUAAUGAAGCUUCAUCCUC
Olea europaea var. sylvestris is the source of this 1092-nucleotide messenger RNA. Its product is annotated as transcription factor bHLH120-like. The record is from RefSeq and is a predicted model, not a curated record. Gene Ontology annotation, cellular component: RNA polymerase II transcription regulator complex. Gene Ontology annotation, biological process: regulation of transcription by RNA polymerase II. The transcript has 3 exons. Gene Ontology annotation, molecular function: RNA polymerase II transcription regulatory region sequence-specific DNA binding; protein dimerization activity; DNA-binding transcription factor activity, RNA polymerase II-specific. NCBI's taxonomy places the organism in Eukaryota, Viridiplantae, Streptophyta, Magnoliopsida, Lamiales, Oleaceae. The coding region runs from base 87 to 815 and encodes 242 amino acids.